AUGGAAACCGAAUAUACCGACCAUCACUUGCCUAACAGUCCGAUGCUAGUGGUGCAAAUCGUGAACGAGUAUCGUGCGAUGCUACAGCAACAGAUUGCACUGCACCUGAAGCGCUCGCGAGAUCAUAUAGCUCGCAUGCGGCAACGGUUCCUCUUGAAAUUGGCUCACCGUUUGCAUCGGAACUACGAGCUGUACGAUCGUACCAGGCGUCGGAUGCUGAUGGAAGUUACGCUGCUUAAUACACGUGGACGUGACAAACGACGGCGGAAGAGUGUUCGCGGCUGUGCGAAAUCACCGGUCCUAUUGUCCGUUUCCGACCAUCAGUUUGACGAGAUCGAAUACGAACAGUUUCGCAUGGAUCAGGGCACGUUUGAGUUUCUGUUUGAUAUGCUAGAACCACAGCUUACACCAGCAGCAAUACUGUCCACCCGAACGAUACUGGCUGUUGCGAUCUAUGUGCUUGGGUCGGGAAAAGGUUACCAAUCAGCCGCUGCCAAAUACGGGAUUGACGCCAGCCUCGUGCAGGAUUGUGUGCGCUUGUUUUGCCGUGCAGUGAUGAACGUUUUUCGAACGCAAGUCACUACAAUGCCUCUGGAUGACGACAGUAUCCAGCUGGCAGUGAAAGAGUUUGAGGAGUUUGUCGGCAUACCACAGAUGUUCGGUGCUGUUGGCUGUUUGCAUGUUCCCAUUAAACCGACCAGUAAGGAGCUGGCAAAGUACGUCAACAGUAAAGGUUGGAGCUCCAUCAUACUGCAAGCCGUAGUGGAUAGGAAUGGAAGGUUUGUUGAUGUAUCGUGCGACCAUCCUGGUGGUCUAACGAAUCCCGCCGAUAUGCUCAUCAACUCGACCUUAUAUCAACGGAUGGAACAACUGGUGGAUGCGCCUACUGAAACCGUUGGCAAUGGUAACGUGGCACCGUUUCUGUUGGGUGACAAUAAAUAUCCUUUGCUACCCUGGCUGAUAACACCGUAUCCAGUGGGCGAAUGUAUGACCACCACCGAACGGUCCUUUAACGUUUACGCUGCGAAAGGCCGUAGCUGCAUUGGCAAAGCGUUCGAUCGUUUGGUCGGACGCUGGAAGGUGUUAAAUCGAUGCAUUGAGCAGAAUGAAGCUUCCGAGCAGAUCGUUACCUGCUGCAUACUGCACAAUAUCGUCGAACAGCGCGAAUCGCCGUACCUGGAUGCGUGGAACGAAUGCCACAACGAGGAGGACAUUGCGCCGGAGCAGCCGCAAUGGGAGUGUCAGAUUGUGUCGAUCGAUGGGGAAGAGGUGAGAAACAAGCUGAGCAAAUACAUGCACGAUCAUUUUCCGGUGAUUUUAGACGAUGAGGAUUGA
Molecule: messenger RNA, 1335 nt
Organism: Anopheles maculipalpis
Lineage: Eukaryota; Metazoa; Arthropoda; Insecta; Diptera; Culicidae
Product: putative nuclease HARBI1
Exons: 3
Coding region: 1-1335 (444 amino acids)
Source: RefSeq, a predicted model, not a curated record